Messenger RNA from Xenia sp. Carnegie-2017, 2397 nucleotides. Its product is annotated as molybdenum cofactor sulfurase-like. The record is from RefSeq and is a predicted model, not a curated record. The transcript is spliced from 12 exons. Gene Ontology annotation, molecular function: pyridoxal phosphate binding; molybdenum ion binding; catalytic activity. Lineage: Eukaryota; Metazoa; Cnidaria; Anthozoa; Malacalcyonacea; Xeniidae. Bases 283 to 2244 code for a protein of 653 amino acids.
AAUGGUCAUGGAUAACCCAAAUUUAUGUUUUAGAAAGCAUAUUAAAUAUAGUAACCAUGCGACCGACAUCACAUCUAUGAGAAAAAAGGAAUUCCCAAACUUAACUGAUUCUGUCUACUUGGACCACACUGGUGCUACCUUGUAUUCCAAGUCACAACUCACUAACUACCACGAAGACUUGAUGAAGAAUCUCUAUGGAAAUCCUCAUAGUAGCUGUAUGAGCAGUGAAAAGACUUUGUCAAUUAUUGAGGAUGUUAAAAUAAUCAUACUUCAAUUGUUGGUAUGCGUGGUGUUGCUUUGAAAAAAAUGGUCAAUGUUAAAAUGAUAGACUAUGAAGAGUCUGCUCAAGAUCUACUUUCCAUUUCACUUGACAGAGAAUUAAAUUCAAAUAAUUUUUCAAAAAAUGGCCAUUGGAAAGUAAUUAAUGACCAUUUUCGAGAUGAACCCAAUAAUUUAUUUGCUUAUCCGGCUAUGAGUAAUUUUUCUGGACGUAAGUAUCCUUUGGAUUGGAUUUCCACUGUACAAAACAAAAGUUCAUUCUUGGAAGCACAUUGUGGAAAGUGGUUUGUUCUUUUGGAUGCUGCAUCUUUUGUGAGUACAUCAUUCCUAGAUCUUAGCAUAUAUUCACCUGAUUUUAUACCAGUGUCAUUUUACAAACUUUUUGGCUUUCCUACUGGUUUGGGUGCUCUCUUGGUGAAUGUGAGGGCAGCAGAGACCUUAGAUAAAACCUAUUUUGGUGGAGGAAGUGUGUCAGCAUAUUCAAGUGAUUGCAGUUUUCAUCGAUUUAAAUCCUUAUUAAGUGACAGACAUGAGGACGGUACAGUACCAUUUCUGGAAAUAUUGGCUGUGAAAUAUGGUUUUGAUGCAUUGGCAAAUUUGACAGGAUCAAUGGAAAACAUAGCCAAACAUACCUUCUUUCUCGCUCAAUAUGUGUACAAAGAGUUAAAGGAAUUGAAACAUUUCAAUGAUCAUGACGUUUGCCAUUGUUAUUGUGACACAGCUUUUAAAUCCAGCUCACUACAAGGUCCGAUUGUCAACUUCAAUGUAAUGAAAUCAAGUGGAAGCUAUGUUGGCUAUGCUGAGGUAUCUAAACUCGCAGCUACUUAUCGCAUACAUUUAAGGACAGGGUGCUUUUGCAACGUUGGAGCCUGUCAGCAUUUUCUGAACUUAACUUCAGCUCAACUUUGCAAGCAUUUUGAAGCUGGUCACGUUUGUGGAGACAGCCUGGAUCUCAUUGAUGGCCAGCCAACAGGCUCAAUUAGGAUAUCGUUCGGUUACAUGUCUGAUUUGUCUGAUGCAAAUAAUUUUCUUCAAUUCAUCAAGGAGUGUUUUGUUGAGACAACAUCACCUAUAGCAACACAACGUUACAAGAAUGAUACCGACGAGGCUUUUCUAAAACGCAUAUUUAUUUAUCCAAUAAAAUCUUGUGCAGCUUUCGAAGUCAAAGAAUGGGAUUUAUGUGAGAAAGGGUUAAGUUAUGAUAGAGAAUGGUUGAUUGUUAAUGAAUCAGGAUCAUUUAUUAGUCAAAAAAGAGUACCUCGUCUGUGUUACAUCACACCUGUCAUUGACAUGGAUGAAGAAGUUAUGCGUCUACAAGCUCCAGGUUUGUCCGAAUUUGUUCUUCCAAUUCACAUGUCGCCAGACCAGACAGAUGGUAAUGUCGUUCAACCAAGAAUAUGUGGAUCUAAAGUUUCAGGUAUUGACUGUGGAGAUGACGUUGCCAAAUGGCUGACGACCUUCCUUGGACAAAAGUGCCGUUUGAUAAGACAGAAUCCAAAUGUUUUUAGAAGAUUGAAUGCAGAUAGAUUUUGUAGCCAGGCUCUCUCGCUGGCCAACAAUUCUCAACUAGUGAUGAUCAAUGAAUCGAGUUGCGUAGAUCUUCUUAAUAAUAUCAACAGUUCCACUACCGCUCAAGAUAAGACUUGUGAAAUGUCGGUGGAAUCCCUUGUUUAUCGAUUUCGACCGAACAUAAUCAUUUCUGGUAUUGGAGCCUACGUCGAAGAGACUUGGGGCAGUUUAACUAUUUCUGACGUUAAAUUUGAGUGUGUUGGCUUAUGUUUUCGCUGCCGAAUGAUAUCAGUUAACCCGGAUAGCGGUGAACUUACAAAAGAACCCAUGCGAACUUUAGCUCAAAUAAGAGGAUCAAAAGUGCCUUUUGGGAUCCAUCUUCAGCGGAUUGUGACUCAAGACAAAGCGAUACCAAGACUUUCUGUUGGCAACUAUGUCAAAUUUCAUCAAUCGUGAUGAGUUUUGUGAAUUAGAAAAACUCGGUCAAAAUAUUACUGAAACUUCUUAUGAUAAAGCCGCCAAAUUUAGCGGCUUUAGCCAUAAUAUCCCAUAUUUUUAGCAUCCUUUUAUUGAAUGAUUCUAUAAUCAUGAUUAAAUUAAUCCUGGAUA